AUGGAAGCAGCACUCCACAGCAACCCCAUUUCUGCAGGGGCGGCUCCACCACCAUCAGUGACACCCUCUGUGGUGUCUCAGCCAAUGAACAUGAAUGUUAACAUGAACAUGAACGUGGGAAACACAGAAGGAACAACCACACCAACACCAGCACCAACACCACCAACAACAACAAUGGUUCCUUCAGUGCCAGCUGCAACGACAACAACAACAUUGGCGACAACAACACCAGGGAGCACUGGGGGGCAAGGGAGUUUUGACUUGUUUGGGAAGAAGAAGAGAGGGAGGCCGAGAAAGUAUGACGCCGAUGGGAACCUGAGGGUGAGUGCAACCCCAACACCACCUCCACCAGGUUUCACUUUGUCCACACCUCCUGAGUUUUCUAACAAAAGGGGCCGUGGCAAACACACAGCUUUUGGAAACUACCAACUCUUUUCUUCUUUUGGUGAGGUUUUUGCAAACACAGCUGCUGGUGAUUUCAUACCCCAUGUGGUGACUGUUUAUACCGGAGAGGAUGUUGCAGGAAAGAUCUUGUCAUUUGCUCAGAAGGGUCCAAGAGGAAUAUGCAUUCUUUCUGCAAAUGGAGCUAUCUCAAAUGUCACCAUACGCCAACCCGGUUCUUCUGGUGGCAUAUUAACUUAUGAGGCAUGCUUUAUGUCUUCUGCCAAUAUAGAAUAUGGAUGCCAUAUAGGACAGCAUUGGGUGUAUUUAUGUCAGGGUCGAUUUGAGAUUUUAUCUUUGUCUGGAUCAUUCACUGUCGCCGACAACAGUGGCAUGAAAAGUCGAACUGGCGGAUUGAGUGUCUCACUUGCUGGCCCUGAUGGUCGAGUGAUAGGAGGUGGUGUUGCUGGACUUUUAACAGCUGCUGGUCCCAUCCAAAUUGUAGUUGGGAGUUUCACGCAAAAUGGUCACAAAAGCCAAAAGAAGAAGUAUCAGCGUGAACAACAGACAGUGGUCUCCCCUACUUCAGCUGUUCCAGAAACUGUGACAUUUGCAAGACCUAUCUCACAAGCAAAUGCUGAGGGUGAAAACUUUCUGAUGCCCAUGUCUCAGAUACCAGAUCAAACCCGGAGAGAAUCAGUCAGUGUUUCAAGUGACAAACAGAACCUAGAUGCUACACCUGAUGCUGCUACUUGGAAUGGUUCUGAGGAAUAUUCAGACCAGAGGAUAUCCCCAGACAUCAACAUAUCUUUGCCAGAUGAAUAG
Molecule: messenger RNA, 1206 nt
Organism: Sphenostylis stenocarpa
Lineage: Eukaryota; Viridiplantae; Streptophyta; Magnoliopsida; Fabales; Fabaceae
Source: the annotation of a GenBank genome assembly